Molecule: messenger RNA, 5036 nt
Organism: Linum tenue
Lineage: Eukaryota; Viridiplantae; Streptophyta; Magnoliopsida; Malpighiales; Linaceae
Source: the annotation of a GenBank genome assembly
AAAAACAGGGGACAGCCAUAUAUAAAUGAAAAUCAAAUGUGUUUUCGUUUCAUAAAAAUAUCAAAAAAUUAUAUUUCACAUGAAAAUUUUAUAAUACUUGAAACACCGCCACUAUUGACACAUUUUGCAGAAGCUGCUAGACCAAGAAUCAAUCAUACAAUCAAUGUGCUCUCCUAGAAAACAAUACUUCAAACAUCUUUCACCUAGUAGGCAAUAAGAGACACCCCGACCGCCAGGAAGAGUUGGCAUGGUGAUGAAUGACAGAUAUGUGAUCUAUGUGUGGUUUUUGCUUUUGUGGUGUGGUGGGCAGGUGAUAGCAACAAGGAAUACUCGUGAGCGUAGUAACAGGCUUGAAAACCUUUGCUGGCGCAUUUGGCAUCUCGCCCGGAAGAAGAAACAGGUCUACUUCCCAUUCUUACCUCCCUGUCUUACACUGUAUCAUAUUCCCAUGAGAUGACUGCGCUCCCACUAUCCAUACAUAGGGAAACUGAGAGUUCUACAUAGACAUGAUUGAUGCAACCCAAUGUUCAAGCGAGUAGGUUUGUUAUCUAAGUAACUAACCUGUAUGAAUGGGUUUAAGAGAUACCUAAUGUCUACUGUAUGAUGAUGUAUCAUUGAAGUAACGGUAAGACAAGGAUUUACAGUUUACCAUUCGUCACGAGAGAGAGAGAGAGGCCCUUACCUAGCUAUGAAUUACGGACUCAAGAGGAAAUGUGAAUAAUAUGCAGAUAGCAUGGGAUGAUGCACAAAGACUUGCAAAGAGACGAGCAGAGCGUGAGCAAGGGCGUAAUGAUGCAGCAGAUGAUCUUUCCGAGCUUUCUGAAGGAGAGAAGGAACCUGGAGAUGCUACCCCUUCUGAAUCUGCAAAACAUAUUAGCAGAAUUAACUCUGACAUGCAGAUGUGGUCCGAUGAAGAAAAGCCUAGGCGCCUCUACAUCGUGCUAAUCAGGUACCCAGCCUCUCUCAUUUACAUCUCAGGGGCCGACUAUACCAGAUUUAAGACAGUAUGUACGUAGAUAGAAGGCAGAAGCUAAUGCAACAGUUACUAAAAGGCAACCGGCCGACCAACCAAUUUCAGAAAAAUAAGCAGAGUAUAUGGCUAAUGCCACAUGCAAUCACUCUGUGUACUGUGCUUGUAGCAUGCAUGGUUUGGUACGUGGAGACAACAUGGAACUCGGAAGAGAUUCAGAUACUGGCGGCCAGGUAGGGCUAAAAUUCAUAGCGAGCUAGUUGCCCUUGUGUGUUUCACACUUGAACUGAUGAAGCAAUAGAUGCUGCUGAUAGAUGAAGCUGUCAAUUGCCACAUAUCCAUGACUGACUUCACAUUUUUUUGGGUGCAAUUACAGGUAAAAUAUGUAGUUGAACUUGCUCGAGCUCUAGCCAAUACAAAAGGAGUCUACCGUGUCGAUCUCUUAACCAGACAGAUCACUUCACCUGAGGUAGAUUCCAACUAUGGUGAACCAAUUGAGAUGCUAUCAUAUCCGCAAGAUGGCAGUGGUAGUUGCGGAGCCUACGUAAUCCGUAUUCCUUGUGGUCCUCCUGACAAAUACAUACCAAAAGAGUCACUAUGGCCUUAUGUACCUGAGUUUGUUGACGGUGCACUGAACCAUAUAGUUAACAUGGCAAGAGCCUUGGGCGAACAAGUCAAUGGGGGGAAGCCAACUUGGCCCUAUGUCAUUCAUGGUCACUAUGCUGAUGCGGGAGAAGUCGCUGCUCAGCUAUCUGGAGCUCUAGAUGUACCAAUGGUGCUAACUGGGCACUCUCUGGGAAGAAAUAAGUUUGAGCAACUGCUGAAGCAAGGGAGGCUUUCUAGGGAAGACAUAAACUCAACGUACAAGAUUUUAAGGAGAAUUGAGGCUGAAGAAUUGGGGUUGGAUGCAGCUCAGAUGGUGGUAACAAGCACAAGGCAAGAGAUUGAAGAGCAAUGGGGUCUAUAUGAUGGCUUCGAUGUCAAAUUGGAGAGGAAACUUAGAGUUAGAAGACGACGUGGAGUCAGUUGCAUGGGAAGAUACAUGCCAAGAACAGUGGUUAUUCCCCCAGGAAUGGAUUUCAGCUAUGUUACUGCUCAAGAUUCACCAGAAGAUGAUCUGAAAACAUUGAUUGGGUCUGACAGAACUCCUAAGAAGGUGCAACUUCCUCCAAUCUGGUCGGAGAUAAUGAGAUUUUUCACAAACCCUCACAAGCCAGCUAUAUUGGCACUAUCCCGUCCCGACCCAAAGAAGAACGUGACCACCUUGCUCAAAGCCUUCGGGGAAUGCCAACCUCUGAGAGAAUUAGCAAACAUGAUACUAAUACUUGGCAAUAGAGAUGACAUCGAGGAAAUGUCCACUAGCCCCUCAGACGUCCUUACAAAUGUACUCAAGCUCAUUGACAAGUAUGACUUAUAUGGUCAAGUAGCCUAUCCCAAGCAUCACAAACAAUCUGAAGUUCCUGAUAUCUAUCGCCUGGCUGCAAAGACAAAGGGAGUUUUCAUCAAUCCAGCUCUUGUGGAACCAUUUGGCCUCACACUCAUCGAGGCAGCUGCAUAUGGGUUACCAAGUGUCGCUACAAAAAAUGGAGGACCAGUGGAUAUUUUGAAGGCUCUUAACAAUGGCCUCCUAGUUGAUCCUCAUGAUCAGAAAGCCAUCACAGAUGCACUGCUAAAGCUACUUGCUGACAAAAACCUCUGGAAUGAAUGCCGAAAAAACGGUCUAAAAAACAUCCAUCAUUUUGCAUGGCCAGAACAUUGCCGUAACUACCUUAGCCAGGUAGAUCACUGCAGGAAUCGCCACCCAAUGACCCAUCUUGGGAUACCAUCUAUCCAUGAAGAACCAAUGAGCGAAUCUCUAAAAGAAGUCGAAGACCUAUCUUUGAGAUUCUCGAUAGAGGGAGAUUUUAAGCCUGGCUGUGAGCUAGAUGCAGCAACUAGGCAGAAGAAGCUCAUAGAAGCAAUCACCCUUAUGUCUUCACCAAGUGGCAGUCCAAGCAUUAACUACAGUCCUGGUAGAAGACAGAUGUUGUUUGUGAUAGCCGCUGACUGCUAUAAUUCUAACGGAGAAAGCACAGGCCAUAUUCAAGACAUCAUCAAGAAUGUGCUACAUGCUGCAGGCCUGAGUCUAGGCUUGGGCAAGGCUGGGUUUGUAUUGCUGACUGGCUCAAGUUUAUCAGAGACAAUGGAAGCGUUAAGAUUAGGUCCAGUAAACGCAGAAGACUUCGAUGCUAUAAUAUGCAACAGUGGAAGUGAAAUGUACUACCCAUGGAAGGAUAUGGUGGCUGAUAUGGACUAUGAAGCACAUGUUGAAUACAGGUGGCCUGGUGAGAAUAUUAGGUCAAUGGUUCUUAAACUAGCUAGGGUUGAUGAUGAAUCUAAUGAUGACAUCGUGGAGUUUGGAAAAGCAAGUGGUUCCAAAUGCUACUCUUACAGCAUAAAACCAGGAAUUAAGAUUAGAAAGGUUGACACCCUUCGGCAAAAGCUCCGAAUGAGAGGCUUCCGAUGCAACCUUGUCUAUACACGCGCAGCUUCAAGGUUAAAUGUAGUCCCACUAUUUGCAUCAAGAAUGCAAGCUAUGAGGUAUCUUUCAGUCAGGUGGGGAAUUGAUAUCUCUAAACUAGUGGUCAUUGUGGGGGAACAAGGAGAUACAGAUUAUGAACAACUACUAGGUGGCCUUCACAAGACCCUUAUAAUAAGAGGUGUAGUAGAGCAUGGCAGCGAGCAGCUACUUCGCGAAGAAGACAAUCUCAAAAGAGAAGACUUAGUGCCUUUUGAAAGCCCCAAUAUCCACUUCCUAGAAGAGAGUUACGAAGCUCAACAUAUAUUGGCUGCACUAGAUGGGCUUGGAGUAAAAUAAUUUUACAUAUACUUCAAAGGCGAUACCAAGAACAAGUAAAUGUCAUGUGUCAUUGCAUAAUAGAAACCAAAUUUCUCAGAAAUCACAUGGAUACACACUGGCUAUUUGAUUUGAUUUCAAUGUUUAAAUAACAAGUGGAAUCACGUACAAAAAUUUCAUCUUCAUAUCAAAAUGGAUGCCAUAUUCUUCGUAAGGUCAUAUAGGUGACAUGUAGAAUACCUAAUGUGAUUGAGUAGGUUGUGGCUCUGUACGCACGCUAUGAGAAGUAAUGUUUUGGUAUUAAGCAGAAAUGAUGACCAAGAUAUAGUAUUAUCACUAAUUUCAAGAAAUUAAAGUCCGGGAUUAUUCCCACUUACCAUUGUUUUCUUUGUUCGCCUAUGUCAUGCACAAAGGCCCAUUGCUACCCUGUACUCUGAACCACAGAUACAAUUGACUGUGUGAGUAACAUCCUGCAAGUUUCUUAAUCUGCUGUUCCAGUGACUGCAAAUACUCCAACUCCCCAGCUUUAUCAGACAAAAAGGACUCGUAUUCCUCACCAAGGCUUUUCGCAUCCAUUUUCAAUAGCUCAAGCUACAGUUCCUCAGAAUAUAAGGAUAGGCUACCAGAGAAGCAUAAUUGCAUAAAAGAUGCUACCAAAGUAUAAAAAAAAAGAAGCAUAAAUGGCAUGAUGCUAAUUGACUACACCCAAUGCAGAUAAUGAACUAAUCUUAUGUUGUUCAGUCCAUGUCCCGAUCUCGGCACAAGAAAAGAGAACUGCAUUGGACAGUUUGAUAAACUGGUAUUACCUCAGUAGUAAAAGUUAGUGAUUGGCAGAUGAAAGACACCCGGGAAAUAUUGCAACUGACUAGGCUGAUUAUAGAUUGUACCCCAGUUAAUUAGUGUGCCCACAUUAAAAUAUACUAGCUAUUUGGCCCGCGCUUCGCAGCGAUAUGAUUAUAUGAGUCCUAGGUUAUUAGCCCACUCUUCAGAGUGGAGCCUAAAUAGUUUUUACCAAACAGUCAAUCAAUUGUACGUUAUGAAACUCUUUUUGCCUAAAAUGUUUAUGAUUUGUGUUUCAUGGCAUUAAUAUGCUGACCUAACUUUAUGAUUUCAUCAUUGUGAGAGUGUUCAAGGAGAGGAAAUCAAGUCUACCACUCAUUCUUAUUCUCUUUCAAAAUUGCAACUCACCUCUCUAAACUAAAUUUUCUUGUUCACAUGUAGGGCUGCAAA